AUGGAAGAAUUACUGGCGCCCGCUCGACCAGUUCGAAGAUCAACGGGAGUCAAGGUGAUUAAGGUGAUCAAAUGGCGUGGAGGUGACUCUUGGGGUCGAACUGGGAUGCACAGCGGAGACGCUGACCUGCAUGCCAUUCUCGGAGCUGCAGAGCGUAUCAAAUUUCACGUGAUUGCUCUGCAGGAGACCAAGUGCAGAAGAAGCGACGUACGACAGAUGAAUGGCGGUACACUUGUCGUUCGUGGAGAGGAAGUUCCGUCGCAAAAUGUAGGCAGUGUUGGUUUUGUUGUGCACCCAUCUGUCGUCCAUCUUGUCGAUUCUCACGAGAUCCUGUCACCUCGUCUGGGCAUUCUUCGCCUCCGCCCUCUGCGCCAAAAACCCAUCAGUAUCAUCAACUGCUACUCACCAACGUCAGCAGCUGAUGAAUCCGAAUUGGACGCGUUUUACGAGGAGCUGGAGGAAGUAAUCCGCAACGAGAAAUCCUUCUAA
Molecule: messenger RNA, 489 nt
Organism: Necator americanus (New World hookworm)
Lineage: Eukaryota; Metazoa; Nematoda; Chromadorea; Rhabditida; Ancylostomatidae
Exons: 2
Coding region: 1-489 (162 amino acids)
Source: RefSeq, a predicted model, not a curated record